CGCGGACACCGCCACCAAGCGCCUUCAUCCUCAUGGCAGAGCGCGGUAAGACGCAAUAUGGCGGCGGCAACGCCACCCGCAACCCUUACAGUCGCGGUGGAGGUUCAGCUUGGGCACGUAACUCUCAGGGUGCACGCGCCAAUGCCCAGCGCAACCGACCGGGCCGCGGCAUGACGGAAGCCAAACAGUACGCCCUCAAAAAAGGUGACGAACUCGACAAGAAAUUCGGCUUCUAUCUCCUCCCGGAGUUAUUAGAACAAGAAGGAGAGGGCAGGAAGGAGCAGUCAGACGCUACAAUGGACGGAGAAGACCACGCUAAGCUUGGUUGGCUGCUCAAUCUACGUGCGUGUACGCUGCCCGAUCCGGUGGAGGGCAAGAACGAGGUCAGCGGUCUCGAAUUGUACUUCCUAGAGCAGGACGGUAAGGCCUUCAAGACCCGCAUCAUCUAUCAGCCUUACUUCUACGUUCGUCCCGAAGCCAACAGGUCACAGGAAGUCAUUGCAUACUGUCUGAGGCAGUUUGAAGGCCUCGUGGCCAAAGCGGAGAGGGUUUUCCGUGAGGAUCUUGACAUGGCUGACCAUCUUAACGGCAAGAAGGCCUUGUACGUCAAGCUGAGCUUCGCCACGGUCACGGAUUUGAUGACCGUGAAGAAAGAGCUUGCCCCUUUGGUGGCCAGGAACCAGGAGAGAUUGCAGGCGCGACAAGCCUAUGAGAUGCAGGGACAGACACGAGAACAAGUGACGGAGGAUGAUCUCGUCUUUGGCGGGGAUACAGAUGGAGCUAAAGGAACAAGCACAGAUGAGAGCGAGAGCUCACUACUAGAACUGAGAGAAUAUGACGUGCCGUACCCCAUGCGAGUUGCCAUUGAUCUGGACAUCCGUGUGGGUGCGUGGUAUCACGUGAACUAUGAUCCCACGGCGCCGUACUCGCCCUCGGAUGUGAGACGACAGAAGGAUAUGGUGGAUAAGGCUGAGCCUGUGGUAUGUGCCUUCGAUAUCGAGUGUACCAAGGCACCUCUGAAGUUUCCGGACGCACAGGUGGACCAGAUUUACAUGAUUUCGUACAUGAUCGACAAGCAGGGAUACUUGAUUGUGAAUCGCGAGUUCGUGUCAGAAGAGAUCCAAGACUUCGAGUAUACUCCCAAGGAGGAUUAUCCUGGCCCUUUCAUCGUGUUUAAUGAGGAGAAUGAAGAACAGCUUCUGAAGCGCUUCUUCGAGCACGUGAUUGAAGAGAAGCCGCACAUUUUCGUGACUUAUAACGGUGAUUUCUUCGAUUGGCCCUUCAUUGAUGCGCGUGCACAAGUUCACGGCAUCAACAUGGCGCGUGAAAUCGGCGUUUCUCUCGAUGAGCGCAGUGGCGAGUAUCGUGGACGCUGCAGUGUGCACAUGGACGCAUUCUGCUGGGUGAAGCGCGAUUCGUAUCUACCACAGGGAAGUCAGGGCUUGAAAGCCGUGACGAAAUACAAGUUGGGAUACGAUCCAGUCGAGGUGGAUGCAGAAGAUAUGGUUGCAUUGGCUCGUGAUGAGCCACUGAAGAUGGCGUCGUACUCAGUUUCCGAUGCCGUCGCCACGUUUUACUUGUACGAUAAGUACGUACACCUAUUCGUUUUCUCGCUAUGCACAAUUAUUCCUUUGGGCUCUGAAGAUGUGCUUCGAAAGGGCUCAGGUACUCUUUGCGAAGCUUUGCUAAUGGUUGAAGCUUUUGGAGGCAGCAUUAUUUGCCCAAACAAGCAGAGUUCAGCCCGCGAAGAAAAAUUCUACAAAGGUCACCUAGUCGAGAGCGAGACCUAUGUGGGUGGACACGUUGAGUGUUUGGAGUCUGGAGUCUUUCGCGCUGAUUUCUUGUACGACUUCCAGCUGGUGCCUAGUGCGUUCCAGCAGUUGAUCGACAAUAUCGACCGUGACCUUACGUUCUCCUUGGAGGUUGAGAUGAAUGUUCCAGUCGACAGUGUUGCCAACUAUGAAGAAGUUAAACAGGAUAUUGUUGACCGCCUUGUUGGACUUCGCGAGAGGCCAAACCGGAAGGAAGAGCCACUGAUUUACCACUUGGAUGUAGCUGCCAUGUACCCGAACAUUAUUCUCACCAACCGAUUGCAGCCGUGCGCUAUUGUGAAUGAGGCUGACUGUGCCGCUUGCGCGUUCAAUACUGAGUGCGGUCGAGCAGCUAUUCAGGAUAAAGACGCUUCGUGCCAGCGUGAAAUGGAUUGGGUAUGGCGUGGUGAUUUCUAUCCUGCCACGCGACCUGAGUACUACUCCAUCAAGACUCAGCUUGAGUAUGAGAACUUUCCUUUGGAGAAGAAGGGGGGUGCAGCGAACGGAGAGAUGACCAAGGUGCCCAACCGUAGCGCGCAAUCUACUGUUCCUUAUGCUCAGCUUCCUAAAGACAAGCAAGAACUGCUGCUGAAACAGCGAUUCAAGUCAUACUGUUCAAGUGUAUACAAGAAAACUAAGGUGACUGAGGAGCAAAAGCGAUCGGCCACAGUUUGCAUGCGCGAGAAUCCAUUCUAUGUGAACACAGUGCGGGCUUUCCGUGAUCGUCGUUACGAGUACAAGGGACUGACAAAGGUCUGGAAGAAGAAAGUGGGGCAAGCCGCCGAGGCGAACGAUCUGCUGGCGAAGAUUGAUGCGCAGAAUAAGUGUCUUGUGUACGACUCCCUCCAGCUGGCUCACAAGUGUAUCCUGAACUCCUUCUAUGGUUAUGUGAUGCGUAAGGGUGCUCGCUGGCACUCAAUGGAGAUGGCUGGUAUCGUGACGCACACGGGUUCCAACAUCAUUACUGGUGCUCGUGAGCUGGUAGAGCAAAUUGGACGGCCGCUGGAGCUGGAUACCGAUGGUAUUUGGGCUAUUCUACCCAAGUCAUUCCCCGAAACUUUCUCCUUUAAGCUCAAGGAUGGUGGCUCAAGAAGUAUCUCAUAUCCGUGUGUGAUGCUAAACGCUGAUGUACACGCAAAGUUCACUAACCCGCAAUAUCACGAGCUGGACCCCGCAACAGGUAAAUACAACUCGCACAAAGAGUGCUCCAUUCUAUUCGAGGUGGAUGGUCCAUACAAAGCCAUGGUCCUCCCUGCGUCUACCGAAGAGGGAAAGCUGUUGAAGAAGCGGUAUGCAGUGUUCAACUUUGAUCACUCUCUGGCCGAGUUGAAGGGCUUUGAGCUCAAGCGACGUGGUGAGCUGCAGCUUAUCAAAGCGUUCCAGUCGCAGGUGUUCGAGUGCUUUCUCGAUGGUGACAGUCUAGAAGAAUGUUAUGCAUCCGUUGCGAAAUGCGCGAAUCGUUGGCUUGAUGUGAUUGAUACUCGAGGCAAGUCAAUGGAUGACGAAGAGUUAAUGGCGUUGAUUACGGAGAACAAGAGUAUGUCUGGCAAGCUGGACGAGUACGAAGGUCAGAAAUCAACCUCUAUCACCACUGCCAGGCGUUUGGGUGAGUUUCUCGGCGAAGAAAUGAUCAAGGACAAAGGCUUAACGUGCAAAAUGAUUAUUGCCGCACGUCCUUACGGCGAAAAGGUGACAGAGCGAGCUAUCCCGACGGCCAUUUUCGCAACGGAAGAUGCUGUAAAGAAGCACUUCUUGAAGAAGUGGUUGAGAGAUCCUCACCUCCAGGACUUCGACAUUCGCUCCAUUCUCGACUGGGAUUAUUACCGCACGCGUUUCGCUUCGACGGUGCAGAAGAUUAUCUCGCUUCCAGCCGCUUUCCAGAACGUGAAGAAUCCGGUGCCUCGCAUUGAGCUUCCAGACUGGAUGAGGAAGCAGGUUCGUGAGAAGAAUGCCAAACACCAGCAGGGUAACAUGAAGCAGUUCUUUAAGGCUGCUGCUAAGGGCUCGGACAAUGGAGACUACGUGGCUGAGUUGAUCGAUAUGGAGGACUUGAUGAAAGGAAAACAGCCUUCACGACUUGGAAAACCCAUCUCACGAAAGCGGGGAAAGAAAACAAGUGACGGAGAUGACAGCAGUAGUCCGAUCGAGGAGAUCGAUGACGACGGUGUGGACGACAUACCUGCGGCUAAGAUGAAGCUCGGAGAUGUGCCAUUCACCGAGUGGCUGAAGAACCGAAAGAAGAAGUGGAAGUCCAUGCUCGGCAAGCGGCGACGUGAGCGAGAGGAACGAAUGCACAAUUAUGGUGGUGCGGGUGGAUUUGGAAUGGCGAACAGCGCACACGGCAGUGCAAAGCGUUUCCAGAGUGGAUCCACCAGUGUUCUUGCUGCAAAAGGCAACGGAGUUGGUAUGGAGAACUUUGUCUUUAAUGCUGGAAGCGCAUUGCAGCGCGAGUACUGGCAGAUUGUGGAGAUUCAGCAAGAACAGGGAGGAAUUUUCACGUGCUGGGUUCUAACUGCUCAUUCGCAAAUGCUUCAGCGAAUUACCCUGAAGAUGCCACGAGUAUUCUACAUCACGUGCGAAGAUGCUGAUCAUGAUAGUUUGCUUUCGUUGCUACCAGGAUCGCGUCGUGUAUCUCGGAUUGUGCCUCACUUUUCGUCCAAACCUCAAUCGGUACUGGAGGUAAAGCUCAGCGAGCAGCAGUAUCAACAAUAUCACAAGGAGAUCAGUCAGAUUCUCGGCGACCCUCAUGUGAAGGGCGUGUACGAACUGCAGGUGUCUGCGUUGACGCGAGCAGUUUGUGCUCUUGGCUGCGUGGCCAAGGUAGUCAACCCGCACCUCUCCAGCACCAAUCAGGAAUACGAACUCAGCGACUUACAGUUCCAAUCCACGGCACAAGCACCAUAUCUCAUGGACCCCCAGCACUUGCUAACGGCUAAUGGAGCUCCUCAGGCAAACUCGCUAAUGCGGAGGGUGUUGCUGUAUUUUGCGCAGCAGAAGAAGCGCGCCAUUCUGGGCUUGGUCGUGCUGAAAGAGGAAGACGACGUCGCCAGUGCUGAGAGCUUGGGAAAGGCAGUCAGCGAGGGCGAUGCCAACGUUUGGUACGUGGAUCCAGUCUCGAACGUCAAGUCUCGAGGUUCCGAUUUGAAGAAUUUCUUCGAACAACUUCUUCUGGAAUCACAAGAGGAAGGUGUCGCUGCUCCUAUCCAGAGCUGCUCAUUCAAGACGCACGUCGUCAGAACAACACAGGAAGCUUUCUCCGGCGUGAAUGCGACUCUCGCACGACUAGCUUCGAACAAGCAGCUUGCCCCAAAACCAACGAUUGUAGUGGCGCAGACGUGCAUUCCGUCCAGCAAGCGACUUCGUGAAAAGAUGCAGGGCCUUCACAGCUUCCCUGUUGCUAUGCUGCCGUGGAAUGAAGAAGACACGCUCUUCCCAGCGCUGACGUGGCGGAAAAUCAUGGGAGAAAAGAUGCUGACGCGCUGUUUCGAGAUGACGCAGUACUAUGCGGAUGUGCUGGACUGCGCUCGCUACGCACAUCUGCCUGUGGGUAACUUCACAGGUGACCACUCCAUCGCCAUCUUGGACACCUUGUACUCGCGUAUCUUGACCAAGCACAAGCAUCUGUGGUGGCACUCGCCAACAUCACUACCAGACCUGGGAGGCAAGGAGCAGGAGCAGCAGUUCCAACAGCUCUUUAGUCAAUCGCUGUUGGGAUCGGCACAACAGCAGAAGAGCGAUGCCGCUUCACAGCACCGUGUAGACACGUCUAUUGUGGUCUGCGAUAAGGGAUCUUUCGUGGAUGUGUGCGUUGAGCUAGAGCUGGAUGGUCUUGCAGUCAACGCAAUUCUCGUGGCGUCUCAGAUCCAUAGUAUUGAGGGCCUGGGAGUAGCGCAUCAGAUGGAGAUCGAUUUUGACGGCAAUGGUGAAGGUGGUGAGAGUGCGAAGGCAGAAGGCUCCGCUGCUCCAGCAGUAGCAGAAGGAGAUGCCGAGGAGAGUUGUCACGAAGCUUUCCGCUUGCUGCGUGUGAUGGUGACGACGCUCUUCAAGGAUUUCUUGGCGAGUCGGAACAAGUUUGCGGAUCACGUGCUGCAGCAGUUUUAUCGGUGGCUGUGCUCUCCAAACUCUUUGAGUUUCGAUCCGGCAUUGCAUGCGAUGGUUAAGCGGUUGAUGGAGAAGUUGUUCUUGCAGCUCCUCGCAGAGUUCAGGCGACUUGGCUCACAAAUCGUGUACGCAGACUUCAGUAAGAUCAUCGUGUGCACCAAGAAAAAGUCAGUGCGCGAUGCCCAGACGUACCUAAACUUCAUCUUGCAGACUGUGCUGUCCAACGAACUCUUCCAGGUGCUCAACUUUACUCCGAAGAAAUACUUCUCGAACCUUUUGUUUCUGGAUGCGGAGAACUACGGCUGCAUUUUGCUGAAGAACGUGGUGCCAGAGGAAGAACAAGAAGAGGAGACUGAUCACGACGACAAUGGAGAGAAAGCUCUGGAGAUCGUAGCUCACUGGAAUAUCGCCAACUACUUGCCACGUGGCGUGGACGAGUAUUUUCUCAUCUUGGUUGGUCAAUUCAUCCGCAGACGUGCGGAGUUCCAGCGUAGAAGGCUCGCAAAGGGCGACGACGCCAAGGUGGACGUUGCUGAGGAUGAUGGACAGCCUUUGGAUGAGGAUGAGAAGCAGUUGAGUCCACUUGCCAAGUAUUCGCAAAAGCUCGUAUCGUCGUACUUUUCCGACAAGAUGCUGCGUCUAGUUCCUGAGAUUCUGACGCACAACAUGGAUCGGGACAGCUUCCCUGUGUUUGCUGGAUCGCAUCUGUCAAUGGAGUCGCCUGCACUGGAAUUGGUGAAAUUUGUGACUGCAGUAUUCCAGCUGGAGCCAAGUGUGGAGACUCAAGUGGGCAAGAUGAGACGCACGUUGCUUAAGUUGCUGCACACGAGUGAAUUCGGUGAGGAAUCCCAGUUUCGCAACCCGUCACUGUCAUUUACGGUGCAAGACGUCAUCUGCCUUAAUUGCAAUCUUUGCCGGUCUGUCGACCUAUGUCGAGACCCUCAGCUCUUCAAGGGAAACGCAUCACGUUCCGAUGAAGACGACGAGGGACAGGAAAAUGAUGAGGACACCGACGCGGCUGUUGCCUGGCAUUGCCCUCGAUGCUUCGCAUUAUACGACAAAACCGCGUUCGAAAUGCGACUUGUGGAGUUGGUGCAGGCGCAGUCUGUUGCUUACCAGUUGCAGGAUCUGUACUGCCGCAAGUGCCACCUUCCAGCCGAGCACAAAAUGCGCGAGUAUUGCCCUUGUUCUGGCACGUACGCGCUGAUACCUGGAGUGCGUGAAUCGCUCCUGGAAACGAUGCGGCUGCUAAAGCGCAUUGCGCAGCAGCACAACUUCGAGUGGCUCUUAGAGACUGUCCAGCGUUUGGAGCGCGAAGCUGCACAGCCAUUACUCAUGUAAGAGAAAAAUAAGCAUCGGGAUAGACUUGGAUGCCCAUUUUAAGACACAAAGAGCAUUAACCAUAAAAAUAUUAACUUCUCAGCCUUCUGAAGA
Phytophthora nicotianae INRA-310 is the source of this 7346-nucleotide messenger RNA. RefSeq lists its product as hypothetical. NCBI's taxonomy places the organism in Eukaryota, Oomycota, Peronosporomycetes, Peronosporales, Peronosporaceae. Gene Ontology annotation, biological process: leading strand elongation; base-excision repair, gap-filling; mitotic cell cycle. The transcript has a single exon. The record is from RefSeq and is a predicted model, not a curated record. Bases 33 to 7253 code for a protein of 2406 amino acids. Gene Ontology annotation, molecular function: nucleotide binding; DNA binding; zinc ion binding. Gene Ontology annotation, cellular component: nucleus; epsilon DNA polymerase complex.